UUUCUUGUUUCGUCAUCCAUCCUCGUGGCGGCAUCACCGGUUUUCGCCAAGAUGCUCGGGCCAAACUUCAAGGAAGGCCGACAGCUACGAGAAGCCCGGGCCGCCCAGGGUGCAAUCGCCGGGGGCGAAACCUCCUUGCCUCCGACAAUCUAUUUGGAGGAAGACGACGUCUUGGCCAUGGAGUUCAUCCUCAGCAGCAUCCACUUCAAGGCCGACCGGUUUGAGGCAAGUCUGACCGCCGAGAUGAUCGCGAGGAUCGCGGUCCAGUCAGACAAAUAUAACUUCCACGCCGCCCUGAUGCCGUGGAUUCGAUCGUGGUGCGAUGUCGACCGCUUUCCUCUCGAUUAUUUUAACAAACUGCGCGACAUGGGCUAUGGCAUCCUCGCCGCGUACCGCUUCCGGUCCCCGAACCUGCCGGCAGUGUCUGCCGCUUUCGCGAAGGACGUGCCGCCCAAUUUCGCCGAGACAUGGAAGCAGUACGAGCUCAUGGCCCACCUCCCCGAGGAAGUCUGGAGUAAGUGA
Messenger RNA from Thermothielavioides terrestris NRRL 8126, 522 nucleotides. RefSeq lists its product as uncharacterized. The annotation marks the transcript as partial. The record is from RefSeq and is a predicted model, not a curated record. NCBI's taxonomy places the organism in Eukaryota, Fungi, Ascomycota, Sordariomycetes, Sordariales, Chaetomiaceae. The transcript has a single exon.